CGCACCUCCAGUGAUGACUUAUGCCCAGCUAGAGAGUUUGAUAAAUAAGUGGAGUCUGGAACUGGAAGACCAAGAGAAACACUUUCUCCAUCAAGCUACGCAAGUUAAUGCCUGGGAUCGGACGCUGAUAGAGAAUGGAGAGAAGAUUACUUCAUUACACAGAGAAGUAGAGAAAGUGAAGCUUGAUCAGAAGAGACUGGAUCAGGAGCUAGACUUCAUUCUGUCACAGCAGAAAGAGCUUGAGGACUUGUUGACCCCUCUGGAAGAGUCUGUGAAGGAACAGAGUGGGACUAUCUACUUGCAGCAUGCAGAUGAAGAACAUAUUGAACUAUCAACGGCCUUUGUCAAAUAU
Messenger RNA from Fulmarus glacialis (Northern fulmar), 352 nucleotides. RefSeq names its product nucleoporin 62kDa C-terminal like (gene NUP62CL). Gene Ontology annotation, biological process: RNA export from nucleus; protein import into nucleus. The transcript has 4 exons. NCBI's taxonomy places the organism in Eukaryota, Metazoa, Chordata, Aves, Procellariiformes, Procellariidae. The annotation marks the transcript as partial. Gene Ontology annotation, molecular function: structural constituent of nuclear pore; phospholipid binding. Gene Ontology annotation, cellular component: nuclear pore central transport channel; nuclear pore. The record is from RefSeq and is a predicted model, not a curated record.